Molecule: messenger RNA, 1744 nt
Organism: Gossypium raimondii (Peruvian cotton)
Lineage: Eukaryota; Viridiplantae; Streptophyta; Magnoliopsida; Malvales; Malvaceae
Product: molybdate transporter 2
Exons: 1
Coding region: 53-1462 (469 amino acids)
Biological process (GO): molybdate ion transport
Molecular function (GO): molybdate ion transmembrane transporter activity
Source: RefSeq, a predicted model, not a curated record
AUUUUGGGAUAAAGCUCAAGCAGUCCUAGCUCGCUGAAGUAGUGCUUCGAUCAUGGAGCAACAAUCUCCUCCCGCCUCCUCCUCCACAACCGUCACCAGCACCACUCCUCUCCUCCCCCAAAACCACCCAUGGUGGCAUCGUCAUUUCCACAUGAAUAAUUCCCUCUCCUCCGAACUAUCAGGAGCAGUGGGAGACUUGGGCACUUUCAUCCCAAUUGUCCUAACUCUCACCUUGGUUUCCCACUUAGACCUCUCCACAACUCUAAUCUUCACUGCCCUUUACAACAUAACCACUGGCCUACUCUUCCACAUCCCCAUGCCUGUCCAACCCAUGAAAUCCAUAGCUGCCGUUGCCGUCUCCGAAACCCCUCACCUUACCACCUCCCAAAUCGCCACCGCUGGUGCCUCUACUGCCGCCGUCCUCUUCUUUCUCGGGGCUACCGGUCUGAUGUCGACCCUUUACCGUCUCCUCCCUCUCCCUGUUGUCCGCGGGAUCCAGCUCUCUCAAGGCCUCUCCUUUGCCUUCUCAGCCAUCAAGUACAUCCGUUACAAUCAAGAUUUCGUAGCUUCUAAAGCUACCACCCCACGGGCAUGGUUGGGCCUUGAUGGUCUUGUUGUGGCCCUUUCAAGUCUCCUCUUUUUAGUCAUCUUCACCGGCUCCGGGGAUCAUUAUGAUAGAAAUGGAUCUGAUGACGACCAACCUCGUCGCAGAAACUCAAAGAGGUUGAGAAUUUUGGGUUCAAUUCCGGCUGCUUUGAUAGUGUUCCUACUUGGAUUGGUUUUAUGUUUUAUACGUGAUCCUUCAAUUUUUGGUGAUAUUAAGUUCGGCCCAUCAAAAAUUGGAUUUUUGAGUAUAACUUGGAAUGAUUGGAAAGUUGGGUUUUUGAAAGGAGCAGUGCCACAAAUUCCACUGUCUGUAUUGAACUCAGUUAUUGCAGUUUGUAAGUUGUCUGGUGAUUUGUUUCCAGACAGAGAGCUGUCUGCUGCCAAGGUUUCAGUUAGUGUAGGGGUUAUGAAUUUGGUGGGGUGUUGGUUUGGGGCAAUGCCAGUGUGUCAUGGUGCAGGUGGGUUAGCUGGUCAGUAUAGGUUUGGGGCAAGGAGUGGAUGGUCGGUGGUAUAUUUGGGGAUAGGGAAGUUGAUAAUUGGCUUGGUAUUUGGGAACUCCUUUGUUAGGAUUUUGAAUCAGUUUCCUAUAGGGAUUCUUGGAGUUCUUUUAUUAUUUGCCGGCAUUGAGUUGGCUAUGGCCUCGAGGGAUAUGAACUCAAAGGAGGAGUCUUUUGUCAUGUUGGUUUGUGCUGCUGUAUCUUUGACAGGUUCUAGUGCUGCAUUGGGGUUCGUGUGUGGGAUUUUGCUGUUUUUGUUGCUGAAGCUAAGAAAAAUGGAGUAUUCUGGUUCUAAUCCUGGUUUUAGCAAAUUCAAGUUUGACUCUACCGUUGAUGCCGAAACUAGUUCAAUUCCUUAAAACUGCAUUUAUUUGGGCUGGAUGCUGUAUGUCGGAUGAUUAAGCUAUGCAGGGUAAGUUGCACUUUCAAAUGCAAGUAUAAGAUCAUAUGUGUAGAUUCCUGUGCAGAUUUGAUAUGUAUGUUCUAGACUAGCAAAAUACUACCAGAAUCAUAUGAUAGAAUAUAAACCACUGUGAUGUAUUUAAUUCUGGCCUAGCAGUUAGUACAUUAUUUUAUCAGUGCAUAUUGCCCGAUCUGUUGCGACAAUAAUUGAAGUUUAAUGUAUCAUCUUCCUUGGAAAA